AUGGCACUCCUUCAAGAGGAGCUUCUGAAGCAUCCAAAGGUGCAAGCGUCGCUGCGAGUAGCUGGUGAAAAGGCACUCAAUGACCCGGGAGUGCAGAGCGCCCUGCUGACGGCAGCAAAGGAGAGCGGGGACGAGGUUCUGGCGAUAGUCCGCAACCAG
Symbiodinium necroappetens is the source of this 159-nucleotide messenger RNA. Lineage: Eukaryota; Dinophyceae; Suessiales; Symbiodiniaceae. The record is from the annotation of a GenBank genome assembly.